GUGAAGGUAGAAAGUACUUGGGGACAUUUUUGAGGAUACACACUACGGUACCAUGGAUCUGGUAAUAUGCCAUCAUCACUUAAGUAACUCUCAAGAACCAGGGUGCCACUGUUUCCCUCUACCCUCCUUAAUUUAAUGUAUUAUGUACCAACUUUGCUAACCUCUCAUUGAAAAGCAGAAACAAACAAUAAAGCCACGUCUCCUCCUUCUCUUCCAUUCCCCACCGCUUACAUCCACCUUCUGUUCAUAAAACCUCAGAUCAAUAUUAUCUCCUCAGUCCUCUCUCUCUCUCUCUCUCUCUCUCUCUCUCUCUCUCUCUCUCUCAUCUCAUCAAGCACCAUGAGGUCCAACCCGCAAUGUGGCAUCAAUCUCAAGGUCAUCCUCCUCUGCUGCUUCUUCAUCUUCCUCUUCACUAUCUUCAUUGUCAGAUCAACCUUCUCAUCGUCACCAUUACCGUCACCGUUCACGGCCAAUUCCUCACUAUCCCAUCUCAUCCCAAACCCUAAACCCCAACAACAACAACCACCAUGCGAUCAACCCUUCACCCCAACAUGCACCAAAAUUCCACCUUCCCUCGCCCACGCCAUCAUCCACUACGCCACAACAAACGUCACCCCACAACAAACCAUCAAAGAAGUCUCCGUCUCCGCCGCGAUCCUUUCCAAAAAAUCACCCUGCAACUUUCUAGUCUUCGGCCUCGGCCUCGACAGCCUCAUGUGGACGGCUCUCAACCACGGCGGAAGAACCGUCUUCCUCGAAGAAGACAAUUCAUGGAUCGACCAGAUCAAACAGAAGCUGCCGGGCUUAGAGGCCUACCACGUGACGUACGACACCAAGGUCCACCAAGCGGACAAGCUCAUGGAGAUCGGAAGGAAGGAAGAGUGCAAAGCUGUUGGGGAUCCGAGGUUUUCAAAGUGCGAGCUGGCGCUCAAGAACUUGCCGAGCGAUGUGUACGAUAUCGAGUGGGAUUUGAUCAUGGUGGAUGCGCCGACGGGGUACUUCGACGGAGCUCCGGGAAGAAUGGGCGCCAUAUACACGGCGGGGCUGAUGGGGAGGAACAGGGAGGAGGGGGAAACCCAUGUGUUUGUGCAUGAUGUGAAUAGAGUGGUUGAGGACAGCUUCUCCAAGGCUUUUCUCUGUGAGGGGUACUUGACGGAGCAGGAGGGUCUGAUCAGGCACUUCACUAUUCCCAGUCACAGGGCUCGAUUAGGUAGACCAUUUUGCCCUUAGAAGAUGAUGAUCUUGACUUUUUUAUCAUCUUCUCGAUCAAUCUGAUCGGUCGAUUUCCAGCAGAGACCUGGUUGGAUUAAUGGUUGAUAUUAUUUCUUGGGUGAUAUUAUUUCUUGGUUAUUGAAAAGUAGGUAGUGUUGUUCCUCUUUUUAAAAUCUUGUGUUUAAUUUAUGCAAAAGAAAAGGUGGGCCGACGUGCUGGACAAGUGUUUCGGGUCCUGUGUACGUGUAAGUUGUUCACCGUCUAUUGUAAGCAAAAUAACCCAUAUAGAGACAAAACAUCAUUCAAGGAGCCGAAAGUAAAAGGAUUCUUUUUCUUCAUCGAAUUGAACAUAUAAUAAAAUGAAAACAACGGUA
Messenger RNA from Malus domestica (apple), 1586 nucleotides. Its product is annotated as glucuronoxylan 4-O-methyltransferase 3-like. NCBI's taxonomy places the organism in Eukaryota, Viridiplantae, Streptophyta, Magnoliopsida, Rosales, Rosaceae. Gene Ontology annotation, biological process: plant-type secondary cell wall biogenesis; xylan biosynthetic process. Gene Ontology annotation, molecular function: glucuronoxylan 4-O-methyltransferase activity. Gene Ontology annotation, cellular component: Golgi apparatus. The record is from RefSeq and is a predicted model, not a curated record.